Poecilia reticulata (guppy) is the source of this 2010-nucleotide messenger RNA. RefSeq lists its product as uncharacterized. The record is from RefSeq and is a predicted model, not a curated record. Lineage: Eukaryota; Metazoa; Chordata; Actinopteri; Cyprinodontiformes; Poeciliidae.
CAAACCGAAUCUACAGCAGCAUCAGGUGUGAAAACAGCCUUUGGGUUUGACUCCAUCACUUUUGCACAUGUCGAAAUGUGUUGGCUUGUUGUAUCACAGCGGUGAGGAAAGGUUUCCUAGAACAGUUUGAGCAAUAAAACCUCCACAGGGUGGCUGUCGUUAUGCAUCAGGCUCUGAGGUUGUUUUAAAAUAUGUGAAGAGGAAGAGGAACCGGCCUGAUAUGAUUCAAAGGCUGUUGGGCAUUUUUCUGAUCAGCUUUCAGUUAUUUUCUGUGUGAAGGAUGGAGAACAACGGGGACGAAGUCUGCUAUUCUACAGUCCAUAUCAAAAACAGCAAACCUUCUCCGACAGACACUCAGGAGGAUUCAACCGUUUACGCUGAAGUGAAACAGAAGAAAGUCGCUCCUGCUCAAACCAAGAAAGAGGAAACAGCAUCUCUCUGUGGCUCUCGCCUGAUGCUGGUGUGUUUGGGGAUUCUCUGCGUCCUGCUGGUUGGGAGCAUCGCCGUCAUCGUCUACAUGAGCAUGAAGACGACCGUGCAGCAGACAGAAAUCAAUGACCUAAUCAAAGAAAAUGAGCGAGUGACUGAGGAAAAUAAAAUGAUGCAGAACAAAAACAAGGAGCUGAGCCGAGAGAGAGAUGACCUGAACAAGACUCUGGGAUUCAUCCAGAAGUUUGACGACUUUCCUGUUAAAGACUACUGUUCUGAUGAAGGGUGUAAACCGUGCCGGACAGAUUGGAUCCUCUUUCAGGGAAAAUGCUACCUGUUUUACGACAAACCAGAUCCUUGGAAGUCCUGGACAGGAAGUCGGACGUUCUGUCAGGACAAACAUGCAGAUUUGGUUGUUAUUGAUGAUCUGGAGGAGCAGGAAUUUGUCAGCAAAAAUCUCAAGUUCUACUAUGAUGAAUACCACGGAUACUGGAUGGGAUUACAAGAAGUUAACAACACCUGGACCUGGAUUAAUGGACGUGCAGAUACUCUUGGGUUCUGGAUGAAGGAGGCGUUGGGAACAUCAGGUCCAGUUGCACUUCUGAUCCCAGAGAGAAAUCUGACAGAGAACUGGGACAAAGCAGAUGAGGUGUUUAAGAACAAAUUCAUCUGUGAGCAUGAAGCUGUUAUUUGGCCCGUCUAACUCUUCUCCUAUAGAUCCCAGACGUUUACAUACACUAUAUAAAAACACACAUGCAUUUAUUUAUUUAUUUUUUUUGUCACGCUGUCUGAUGUGAAAUCAGAAUGAACGUUUCUUCUCUUGGUCUAUUACGAUCACCAAAAUAUUUUCUACAACUUGAAUAACGAGGGAGAUUUUUUUUUCAUUCAAUCUUCACUGUAAAGAAUCAAAAAUAUACUUUAUAGUGUAUGUAAACUUCUGGUUUCUACUGUAAUAAAUUUGUCAUCACUUUUUGGUAAAAGUCAUAAAUAAAAACACAAAGCCCUGUUUUAAAUGCUGUUAAAAAAUUACUGAAGAUUUUUAAACUGUCUCCAUUUCCUGUAUGCUCAUAUGGACAGACUGUUAAAUGUAACAUCAUUUAGCUUUUGAUUAGUUUGAAGUAUUAUUAAUUUAAAGGCCUUAUGGAUCAUUUCUUCUGUUUAUUUAUAGUUUUAGUUACUUAUUGCCGUUUUAUUGCAUCAUGCAGCACCGGUAGCUGGAAAUGUUCAGUCAAAGACCAGACAAAUGAAAAAUGAUUUAUUUCAAAGAGAUCAUUCAUUUAUUUGUUUUUGUUUGUUUUUUAUAACUCACAAAAACAACCUGGUUAUGUUUAGUUUUCAGGUAAAUAUUCUGCUGUCAAAUAUAUUUAACAUAAACUCAAACCAUCAGUUGAUUCAAAGCAUAAUUUAUACAAUAAAUUUAAAUCAGAGGCUCAUUUAACUCGAUGGAUCCCUGUGAUUAAAGGAGAGAAUGUGUUUUUCAUUUAAUAUGAAUGGAACCCUUUCAAUAACAAAGUUAAUUUAUUUUAUUCAAACGGUCUUAAAUGCAUCAUUUGUGAUUAAACUCAUUGUUGAAAAAGUUCA